Messenger RNA from Ilex paraguariensis (yerba mate), 1194 nucleotides. The record is from the annotation of a GenBank genome assembly. NCBI's taxonomy places the organism in Eukaryota, Viridiplantae, Streptophyta, Magnoliopsida, Aquifoliales, Aquifoliaceae.
AUGGGUCAUACUAAUCCGGACACAGCAAUUGAUGUAAGGUUCACAGGUGGACUUGAAUACACCAGCUUGACAUACACUGUGACAAAGAAGCAAAAAGAUACUGAUGGGAAUUGGGUGAAGCAGGAAGUGGACUUGCUUCACAGGAUCACUGGGUAUGCACCAAAAGGGUGCAUAACUGCGGUUAUGGGUCCUAGUGGUGCCGGAAAGUCGACGCUCUUGGAUGGGUUGGCCGGAAGAAUUGCCAGUGGGAGUCUUAAAGGUCGGGUAUCCCUCGAUGGGGUCGAUACGAGUCCAAGCUUGAUCAAGAGGACUUCAGCAUAUAUAAUGCAGGAUGAUAGGCUUUUUCCGAUGCUCACUGUUUAUGAGACUUUAAUGUUUGCUGCUGAUUUUCGUUUGGGGCCAAUCUCAGGGGCUGAUAAGAAGCAGCGGGUUGAGAAGCUGAUCGAACAGCUUGGUUUGACAACAUCUCGGAAUACUUACAUCGGUGACGAAGGAACUCGAGGAGUGUCUGGUGGCGAGCGUCGAAGGGUGACAAUAGGCGUGGACAUCAUCCAUGGACCCUCACUCCUCUUCCUCGACGAGCCCACAUCUGGCCUGGACUCCACCAGUGCACACAGUGUGAUCGAAAAGGUGCACGACAUUGCGCGUUCUGGCAGCACCGUGAUCCUCACAAUCCAUCAACCUUCAUCUCGAAUCCAAUUGUUGCUCGACCAUAUGAUCAUCCUGGCUCGUGGUCAGCUUAUGUAUCAAGGGUCACCUAAAGAUGUUGUUCUUCAUCUUGGCCGAAUGGGGCGAAAAGUCCCCAAGGGGGAGAAUUCAAUAGAGUACCUUAUUGACGUGAUACAACAAUAUGAUCAGUCUGAGCUAGGAGUAGAGGCACUGGCGGAGUUUGCUCUUACUGGAACGAAACCUCCACCAUUGUCAGAGGAGGAGAUGUCUCUAUCAACUGUCAUUCCGUCGCCGGUUCCUGCUCGGUGGUCCCGGAAUCAGGGAGAUGGGCAUGGAGACAAGUCCGGAAAGCGGCUUCACUUGCAAACUUGUGCAGAGAAUGAGAAAGAUUUUGAUCGCAGUGUGAGGAGUCCAUGGAACCAAUCAAGGUCUUGGAGUGCUAGCCAAAGUGGUUUUAUGCAAACACUUGGGUUUACACCUUCUAGGCAGCGGAAUGAUCAUAGAACUCAGAACCCAACUAGGUAA